UCUCUCUCUCCUCUUUUCUCCAAGUGCUGCAGAGAGGAGCUGCUUACUGCAUCGCGGGGGAGGAAGUAUAGACGAGGAAAAAGCAAAAGGGGAGGAAAAAGAGGACGGGAAAGAAGAAAAGACAACCCGAGAGCUCUUUAUAUCACACCACACGUUCGUGCUGGGAUACAGUGGGGGAACACCGGGCGGACCGGUGAGAGAGGAAGCGCGCGCUUUGCAGGAUCCCCACCGAGUGUACCUCCACCUUUUUUUUUUUUUGUAUGGAUCUUACCUACAAGUUCUCGGGUUCAAGUAAACAAGACGUCAAGCUUAACAUCGCAAUCUGAGCGCUGUCUUUUGCGACACAUUCGAGACAUUUUAAAGUGAAGUAAAAAUGGAUACGGAGAACGCAUACAGAGAGAGAACUACUCUGGCCCGUGGUGCUCGAGACAUUGCCAAAGAAGCCAAGCGUCACGCUGUCAAAAAAGUCAACAAAGCCAUAGACCGCGCGUCAGACGAGUACUUAGGUCGCACGUACCACCGUUUUGAAAAUGACGAGGAUGAUGAAGGCGGAGACGCCGACCGUUUGUACUACCGGGACGGUCAGGCGCAGCAACAUGAGGACGACGAAGGAUCCAGCGAUGCCACCGAAGGCCAUGACGACGAAGACGAGAUCUACGAGGGAGAGUACCAGGGUGUGCCCGGAGCAGGGGACGGACAGGUAGCACUCGGUCGGCCGGUUACAGACGGAAUGAAAGACAGGAAACAGCUGGAGAAAGAGCGAGAGGCUGAGGAGGAGGAGCUAGCACAGCAGUACGAGCUGAUCAUCCAAGAGUGUGGACAUGGACGCUUCCAGUGGCAGCUCUUCUUCGUGCUGGGGUUGGCGCUCAUGUCCGACGGAGUGGAGGUGUUCGUUGUUGGGUUUGUGUUGCCUAGUGCCGAGACGGACAUGUGUGUGCCCAACUCUGGGGCAGGAUGGCUGGGUAGUAUUGUGUACCUGGGGAUGAUGGUGGGAGCAUUUUUCUGGGGCGGUUUGUCAGAUAAAGUGGGCCGGAGGCAGUGUUUGUUGGUGUGUAUGUCCGUGAACGGCUUCUUCGCCUUCUUGUCCUCGUUCGUGCAGGGCUACAGCACGUUCCUGUUCUGCAGGAUGCUCUCGGGAUUUGGGAUCGGAGGGUCCGUGCCUAUUGUGUUCUCGUACUUCGCCGAGUUCCUGGCGAGGGAGAAGCGUGGUGAGCACCUGAGCUGGCUCUGCAUGUUCUGGAUGAUAGGUGGCAUCUAUGCUUCAGCCAUGGCCUGGGCCAUCAUCCCACACUACGGCUGGAGCUUCAGCAUGGGCUCAGCGUAUCAGUUCCACAGCUGGAGAGUAUUCGUGGUCGUCUGCGCACUCCCGUGCGUCUGCGCCGUCGUCUCUCUUACCUUCACGCCAGAAAGUCCACGCUUCUUGCUGGAGACAGGGAAACACGAUGAGGCUUGGAUGGUGUUGAAACAGAUCCAUGACACCAACAUGCGUGCUCGAGGAGAGCCAGAGAAAGUUUUUACUGUGAACCGUAUAAAGAUCCCUAAGCAGUUGGACGAGUUUGUUGAGAUGCAGUCCGAGUCGGCGAACCCUGCGGCUAAAGUCCUUUUCCGAAUCAGGAGUGAACUCCGCGGAAUUUGGCUAACAUUCCUAAAGUGUUGGGAUUACCCUGUGAAAGACAACACUGUGAAGCUGGCUAUAGUGUGGUUCUCUUUGUCUUUUGGGUACUACGGUCUUUCGGUGUGGUUUCCUGACGUCAUAAAGCACCUUCAAGCGGACGAAUACGCAGCGAGAGUGAAAACCCACAACAACGAACGCAUCGAAGAUUUCACUUUUAACUUCACGUUAGAGAACCAGGUGCACUCCAACGGGUCCUUCAUCAACGACAGGUUCAUCGGGAUGAAAUUUAAAUCGGUCACUUUUAAAGAUUCCAUCUUCCAGAACUGCUUCUUUGAGGAUGUCACAUCACUCGGGACUUUCUUCAAGAACUGCACCAUCCUGGACACGUUCUUCUACAAUACGGAUAUCGAUGACUCAAAAUUUAUCGACUCGUCUGUGAUCAACAGCACGUUUGCGCACAAUAAGACGGGCUGCCAGGUCACGUUCGAUGAUGAUUACAGUGCGUACUGGGUGUACUUCAUCAACUUUCUAGGGACUCUGGCUGUGUUGCCAGGCAACAUAGUCUCUGCCCUCCUGAUGGACAAAGUCGGACGGUUGAGCAUGUUGGGAGGCUCGAUGGUUCUGUCUGGUAUCAGUUGUUUCUUCCUGUGGUUCGGCACCAGCGAGUCAAUGAUGAUCGCCAUGCUCUGCCUCUACAACGGCCUCAGCAUAUCCGCCUGGAACUCUCUGGAUGUAGUCACAGCCGAGCUGUAUCCCACUGACCGGAGGGGUACUGGAUUCGGGUUCUGUAACGCUAUGUGUAAACUAGCAGCCGUGUUGGGGAACCUGAUCUUUGGCUCAUUGGUGGGCAUCACUAAAGCCAUUCCCAUCCUCCUGGCAUCGGCCGUGCUGGUGGGCGGCGGCCUGGUAGGACUCCGACUCCCAGACACGCGUGCCAACGUCCUCAUGUGACCCCCGACCUCUGAUCACUCCCCUCCAAACAGAGAGUUGCCACGGAAACAAGAAGGACACUCCGGGUGGGGACAGCUGCCACAGGCUACAACAUCGUCUGAUUAUUUAUUGAGUCGUACGCACAGUGUUAGAUAUUUAUUGAUUUAAAGCUGUAGUAUGUAACAUUCGAUAAGAGUUGUGGAUUCGGAGACCUCUCUGGUGCGAAUAUUUUGUCUAGCGUUCUAAAGAUUCUAGGGAAAUUCGGGUUUUACAAAAGCGUCACUGAUAUCAGCUCGACCUUCUUUAGUGCCUAAAAUAUUGGCGUCAAUCUGCGAUGAUGUAUAAAUCUAAAAAAACCAUAAAUAAACCUCAAAGCUGACCCGACAGCUCAGACGUUCCAAAAUUGUAAGAUUUUAUUGUCUUUUAUUCUUCCUACUCAGUAAAUCUACCAUCUUUUAUUUUGAGAAAAAGUUACUUACUGCAGCUUUAAUCUAUAGUCAUAUUUAUUGAUAUUUAUUGACAUUAAAGUCCUACAAAAAAAAAAAACAUAAUCUUGACCAAAUACUGCAAAACAAAUGCCUUAGCUGAACUAUCAUAAAUGGACCAGUGCCAAACCUAGAAGCUAAGUCAUCAGAUGAAAUUGUUAUUAUUAUUUCUUUUAGAAUUAUUAAUUUACGGUGGACGAUGUUUAAGCCUUCACACCCGAGUCGAACGAGGCCAUAUAAAAAACAACAGCAGUAACUCCUGCUAGGAACAGAGAAGAACUUUUUGUGACAAUUUUAAAGCAGCGAUAAGGCUUUAGUCUUUGUUAUUGUCUUUGUGAAUCUUGUGGCUUAUUUGCAAGGGCUUUGCUUUGUAGCACUCGUAGUUUUUUUUUUUUUUUUCACUUGUAUCCGUCUGUCUUCCUGUCUCCUUGUUUGUUUUCUCCUUGACCCCGGGGUCUGCAUGUAUGUCUGAGCGUGUGUACAUGUGUGUGACGGCCCUUGCUAACGCUGCUACGCUAUAGUGUAGUGUUUCUCUCUCAUGCUGCUGUGCGUUCGGUCUCCUCUAAUCACGGAAUGGCCUUUCUUUCUCUUAACACCGUGCCUCGUCUCUGUCUGCUAACUUUGCAUCUGUGAGGUCUCUGUAUGCCUGCUGCACGUCAGUGUUUCAUCCCACUGUGUGUGUGUGUGUAUGUGUGUGUGUGUGUGUGGGUGUGUAUGAAUCUCCUGCCUGCUUUUCCAACUAUAAGAAACUGAACUACAAUGGAACUGUAACUAGAUGUGUUUCUUGAUUGAUGGGUCAUGUGAUCAGAAAGACUUUGUGCAGAGUGUGUGUGUGUGUGUGUGUGUGUGUGUGUGUGUGUGUGUGUGUGUGUGUGUGUGUGUGUGUGU
This is a messenger RNA of Tachysurus fulvidraco (yellow catfish), 3918 nucleotides long. RefSeq names its product synaptic vesicle glycoprotein 2C. Gene Ontology annotation, molecular function: transmembrane transporter activity. Gene Ontology annotation, cellular component: membrane. The transcript is spliced from 13 exons. NCBI's taxonomy places the organism in Eukaryota, Metazoa, Chordata, Actinopteri, Siluriformes, Bagridae. The record is from RefSeq and is a predicted model, not a curated record. Bases 374 to 2566 code for a protein of 730 amino acids. Gene Ontology annotation, biological process: transmembrane transport; chemical synaptic transmission.